Messenger RNA from Cololabis saira (Pacific saury), 1631 nucleotides. Its product is annotated as NEDD4 family-interacting protein 1-like. Lineage: Eukaryota; Metazoa; Chordata; Actinopteri; Beloniformes; Belonidae. The record is from RefSeq and is a predicted model, not a curated record. Gene Ontology annotation, biological process: ubiquitin-dependent protein catabolic process; positive regulation of protein ubiquitination; vacuolar transport. The transcript has 8 exons. Gene Ontology annotation, cellular component: endoplasmic reticulum; Golgi apparatus; perinuclear region of cytoplasm. The coding region runs from base 167 to 859 and encodes 230 amino acids. Gene Ontology annotation, molecular function: WW domain binding.
AAUGUAGAAACUUGAUAACAUCGUGAGUUUCAGCUGAGGCUUGAACCGUGUCCAGACCUGGUUCAGUCUGUACUUUAAUUACAUUUAUACACACAUAUACACAUAUAUCUGUCCUCCUGUGUCGUGUGUGUGAGUGUUUCCCCGGUGGUGAACCGGCCGGAGCGGGAUGGACGAAGCGAGCACCAGAUAUCAGCAGCUGCCCAGCGAGGAGGACCAGGAGGAGAGUCCCCCGGUGGCAGCGGACGCUCCACCUCCGUACAGCAGCAUCUGCGUGGGCACUGCUGGCGUUUAUGACAAGGAGGAUGGGAUUUUCCCGAAGCCUCCAUCAUACAACGUAGCCACCACGCUCCCCUCCUAUGACGAAGCAGAAAGAGCCAAGGCCGAGUCUUCUGCUCUCUUGGUAACUGGAAGACAGCAACCGCAGCACAGGGAACGCCUGGACACUUUUGACGAUGUUGUUCGCAAUUCACUGGAGGACGAGGACUUUGUGACCAGAGAUGAUUUUGAAGAUGCUGAUCAGCUGAGGAUAGGAAACGAUGGCAUCUUCAUGCUCACCUUCUUCAUGGCAUUCCUCUUCAACUGGAUCGGCUUCUUCCUAUCUUUUUGUCUGACCACCUCGGCCGCAGGACGUUAUGGAGCCAUUUCCGGUUUUGGCCUGUCCCUGAUCAAAUGGGUGCUCAUCGUCCGGUUCUCCACAUACUUCCCUGGUUACUUUGAUGAACAGUACUGGCUGUGGUGGCUCUUCCUGGUUUUGGGGUUGUUGCUCUUCCUCCGAGGAUUUAUCCAUUAUUCCAGAAUCCGAAAGAUGGCCGACACCCUCUCCACCCUGCCCCACACCCGCGUCCUUUUCAUUUACUGAGCCCCACGCCAGUUUUUGUUUUCUGUCUACUGUCAAGCAUUAUCAAAUCAGAAAAAUGUGACACAAUUCGGACGAUAUGGAUCUGUUACGGCCUCUUGAUACAACACAGGGAAUGCUAAGAAGUCUGUAAAACACUUGAUUUAUUACUUGUGAAUUGUCGGGUACUUUCUACUCGCUUGAAGUCAUCUUUAAAUGAAUGCCUUAUUUACAAUUGUAUUAUAUCUUGGUGGCAGAAGCAUUGCUCUUCUCCCUGUCGCCGCCAGGGGGCAGCAGUGUUCAGUUUCCUCCGGUUUUUUUUUGUCUGAUCAUUUCUUUCCUUUUUUUUUUUCUUUCUUUUUUUUUUUUUUUACAGAAGAGGGUGGCUCUCUGCCCGGGGGUCAGUUGACAGGUCACGAGUUAUAGGUUGAUUUACACAAUGUAAGAUUAUAUAUUUAAAUUUAAUGUGCUCUGACCUGUAACCAAUGCAGGUUGUUUCUUGUGAAACCAUAAACAUUUCACAUAGACGAGGCUGUAAAGGGAAAAUAUCUGCUUCUUUGUGGGUACGGGGCCCCAAAAGACAUCUUUUUAAAAACAUCACGGCCCAGGUUUCCUUGAAUAUGAUGUGUAGUGUGUGUAUAAAUAACUAAAACCUGUGUUAUACUUGUAUAUCAAGCAGAAACCCUGCAGGAAUGUUGGGGUUAAUCCGGAGCAGAGCUUCCUGUGAAUGGUUUAGGGUCAAAAUGAUAGUCUGUACAUUUGGACACCUAUGGUCAAAUAAAUAAUUCAAUCACCA